Populus trichocarpa (black cottonwood) is the source of this 913-nucleotide messenger RNA. Its product is annotated as proline-rich protein 3. Bases 40 to 849 code for a protein of 269 amino acids. The transcript is spliced from 2 exons. The record is from RefSeq and is a predicted model, not a curated record. NCBI's taxonomy places the organism in Eukaryota, Viridiplantae, Streptophyta, Magnoliopsida, Malpighiales, Salicaceae.
UUAGCAUAACAUUUUCUUCUGCUUACACUUUCUGUUGCCAUGGCUCUAACCCAUUUCUUCUGUGCAGCCUCUAUCCUCCUGUUAUCGUUGUUGGUCAUUGCCUCUGCUGCUGAUUAUGGCUAUGAACCAAAGCCUGAUACUGUUAAACCUGAAACUAGCUAUGUCCCAGCACCCAAACCCAAGCCAACUUAUGAUACCCCUAACUCUGGCCAUGAUCAACCAAAAGCUUCCUAUCCAGGUUAUGGAUAUGGCCCAAAAUCAGACCUUCCCAAACCAAAGCCUGACUUUAAAUACAACCCUAAACCAAACGUGGAUCUACCGAAGGUGACCGUCCCAAAAAUACCAAACCAUGGCUACCAUUAUAUCCCUAUGCCACACCACCUCCCCAAACCAAAACUAAGCCAUGGCAAACCAGGUUAUGAGCCCGAAAGCUUGCUGCCAAUUUGCGUUGAAGGUCUUAUUCUUUGUAAAUCAGGUUCUAACUAUAUUCCCGUCGAAGGAGCUAAGGUAAGGAUAGCAUGCACGGGGGUGGACCAGAAUGGGAACGAGGCAACACAUUUCUCCUGCUUGACUGAUGCAGCUGACGCCCAUGGUUACUACUUCAAAACCUUGUUUCCUUUCGGUGGUCUUGGCCAUAAUUUAAAGCUUAAAGAAUGCAAGGCCUACCUUGAAAACUCUCCAUUGGAGACCUGCAAGAUCCCAACAGAUGUCAACAACGGAAUUAAUGGAGCCCUCCUUUCUUCUUACCACGUUCUCAGCAACAAGAACAUUAAACUAUAUUCCAUGAGGACUUUCUUCUACACCUCCGAAACCACAUCAACCUCAACAACUCCACCUGGGGGUUAUUAAUAUUUUUUUUUUCAUGGCUAAAUUCUUUAUCAUUCAUCUAUUUUCCAUGUUUUUUCAUUAGCUU